Melampsora larici-populina 98AG31 is the source of this 387-nucleotide messenger RNA. RefSeq lists its product as uncharacterized. The transcript has 6 exons. NCBI's taxonomy places the organism in Eukaryota, Fungi, Basidiomycota, Pucciniomycetes, Pucciniales, Melampsoraceae. The record is from RefSeq and is a predicted model, not a curated record. Bases 1 to 387 code for a protein of 128 amino acids.
AUGUAUCAGUACUAUAGUGAGCUAUAUCAAUGGUCUGUGUUGCAAGGUGUUAAAAGCAAUGGGAUGAGCCAAAGCUCAAUUGGCCAUGUGAUCCUCACUUCAAGCCAAGACUUGCCCAGUGGUGUAACCAACAUCCAUUUUGCUCACAUCAAGGAGAUGUCUCUAUCUCAUGAUUGCCUGCAACAAUUGCGCAACCCGGCUGUGAUUGCCGGAUUCAGCGGAGACCACAGAAUAAUGGAAGUUACUGUAGGUCUUACUCAUUUGGACUAUUUAGCAUGUGUCCCAAUACACAUAUUGGCCAAGAUCUUACAUUAUUUAAGUCCUCAAAAGAUGAAUGUAGUGGGCCAAUGGACAGAGGAGGUUGCUGUUGGAAUUAGCAACAAGUAG